Zingiber officinale is the source of this 744-nucleotide messenger RNA. RefSeq names its product 60S ribosomal protein L24. The transcript has 5 exons. The coding region runs from base 86 to 577 and encodes 163 amino acids. Gene Ontology annotation, cellular component: cytosolic large ribosomal subunit. Gene Ontology annotation, biological process: cytoplasmic translation. Gene Ontology annotation, molecular function: mRNA binding; structural constituent of ribosome. The record is from RefSeq and is a predicted model, not a curated record. NCBI's taxonomy places the organism in Eukaryota, Viridiplantae, Streptophyta, Magnoliopsida, Zingiberales, Zingiberaceae.
ACUCGGCUUGGUCCUAAGUUUACUAUAAAUGGGUCUCAUUAGGGUUUCCGUCCUGUGAGCGGGGGGUAGCAGAGCCGCGGCAGCCAUGGUUCUUAAAACUGAGCUCUGCCGCUUCAGUGGUGCCAAGAUAUAUCCUGGAAAGGGUAUUCGUUUUGUGCGUUCAGAUUCUCAGGUCUUUCUUUUUUCCAAUUCAAAAUGCAAGAGGUACUUUCACAACCGACUUAAGCCUGCAAAGCUCUGCUGGACAGCAAUGUACCGAAAGCAGCAUAAGAAGGAUAUUCAUGCUGAAGCUGUGAAGAAGAAGCGCCGGACCACAAAAAAGCCUUAUUCUAGGUCUAUUGUUGGUGCUACUCUAGAGGUAAUUCAGAAGAAGAGGUCUGAGAAGCCAGAGGUACGAAAUGCUGCAAGGGAAGCUGCAUUGCGCGAAAUCAAAGAGCGAAUCAAGAAAACUAAAGAUGAGAAGAACGCAAAGAAGGUUGAAUUGGCUGCAAAGACACAGAAGACGCAGACAAGAAGUGCACCAAGAGGUCAAGCUUCGAAAGGACCUAAGCUCGGAGGUGGUGGAGGAAAACGUUGAUUCCUACUCGGUUAUCGAACUGUCCACCGUGCUUCCAAUUUAGUUUAACAGAUCUUGUCAGUGCAACAUUAUUGCAUAUUUUUUUUUCACUAUUAAGCGUGCUAAUUGACCUUAAAAGUUUGAUUUUUGGAUUGGUCGUAUUCAAGGCUUGAAGUUUCAAAGUUCAA